GCCCUUCAUGCUCCUGCCGCCGCUGAUGGAGUGGAUGCGGGUGGCCAUCACGUACGCGGAGCACCGGCGCAGCCUCACGGUGGACAGCGAUGACAUCCGGCCCGAGUGCUGCUUUAGCUCCUUCCGGAGGCUGGACGCCAAGGCUGCUACGGAGCGAUUCCAGCAGGAUCUGGGCUUCCGCAUGCUGAACUGCGGCAGGACGGAUCUCAUCAACCAGGCAAUAGAUGCGCUGGGACCUGAUGGGGUUAAUACCAUGGAUGAUCAGGGCAUGACCCCGCUGAUGUACGCCUGCGCUGCCGGGGACGAAGCCAUGGUGCAAAUGCUCAUAGACGCGGGAGCCAACCUGGAUGUGCCUGUUCCCGGCCCCUCUCCGCGCCACCCGUCGGUCCACCCCGACAGCCGGCACUGGACUGCUCUGACGCUCGCCGUGUUGCACGGACACAUCUCCGUGGUUCAGCUGCUCUUGGAUGCCGGCGCGCACGUCGAGGGCUCCGCCGUCAGCAGCGGGGAAGACAACUACGCGGAGACGCCGCUGCAGCUGGCGUCGGCGGCAGGGAACUACGAGUUGGUCAGCUUACUGCUAAGCCGAGGCGCGGAUCCCCUCCUGAGCAUGCUGGAGCUCAACGGAAUGUCCUCAUCACUUCACGAGGAUAUGAACUGCUUCAGUCACUCCGCUGCGCACGGACACAGGAACGUGCUCCGCAAGCUGCUGACGCAGCCCCAGCAAGCGAAGGGCGACGUCCUCUCGCUGGAGGAGAUCCUGGCCGAGGGAGUGGAGAGCGACGCCUCGAGCCAGGGCGGCUCCAGCGAGGGGCAAGUGAGGCUCUGCAAGACGAGGAUGAAGGCUCUGCAGGAGGCCAUGUACUACAGCGCCGAGCACGGCUACGUGGACAUCACCAUGGAGCUGCGCAGCCUUGGAGUCCCGUGGAAGCUCCACGUGUGGAUCGAGUCACUGCGGACAACCUUCUACCAGUCUCGCUACUCGGUGGUCCAGACCCUCCUGCGGGAGUUUGUCACCAUAAAGGAAGAGGACUACAACGAAGAGCUGGUCAACGAAGGACUGCAGCUCAUGUUUGAGAUCCUCAAAACCAGCAAAAAUGACUCCAUCAAUCAGCAGCUUGCGUCCAUCUUCACCCACUGCUACGGCAGCAGUCCUAUCCCGAGCAUUCCCGAAAUCCGAAAAACGCUACCAGCUCGGCUAGAUCCUCACUUUCUAAACAACAAAGAGAUGUCUGACGUGACUUUCUUAGUAGAAGGAAAGCUAUUUUACGCGCACAAAGUUCUGCUGGUUACUGCCUCGAACAGGUUUAAGACCCUAAUGACCAAUAAAACAGAGCAAGACAGCCAAGGCAGCAAGACUGUUGAAAUUAGCGAUAUGAAAUACAAUAUUUUCAAGAUGCUGAUGCAGUAUUUAUAUUAUGGAGGAACAGAAUCUAUGGAAAUUCCCACCACUGAUAUCUUAGAGCUGCUGUCAGCUGCCAGCCUGUUCCAACUGGACGGCCUCCAGAGACACUGUGAAAUCCUCUGUGCCCAGACGAUCAGCAUGGAGAACUCCGUUCACAUCUACAAAUAUGCAAAGAUUCACAACGCGCCUGAACUAGCCUCUUUCUGCGAGGGCUUCUUCCUGAAGCACAUGAGCCCCCUCCUGGAGCAGGACUCCUUCAAGCAGCUCAUCUACAGCAGGAACAGCAAGGUGCAAGGGCUGGAGCCCCUGCGGGAGCUGCAGGCCACGCUGGCCGGGCGCCUGCACUCCGUGUACGUCACCUCGCGGGUGUGA
Tinamus guttatus (white-throated tinamou) is the source of this 1777-nucleotide messenger RNA. The record is from RefSeq and is a predicted model, not a curated record. NCBI's taxonomy places the organism in Eukaryota, Metazoa, Chordata, Aves, Tinamiformes, Tinamidae.